Molecule: messenger RNA, 1339 nt
Organism: Clupea harengus (Atlantic herring)
Lineage: Eukaryota; Metazoa; Chordata; Actinopteri; Clupeiformes; Clupeidae
Gene: reep6
Product: receptor accessory protein 6
Source: RefSeq, a predicted model, not a curated record
AAGUGACGCACCGGUGCUUCUCUCUAAAGCGGAUUGACCAGCUGGCACGCACCAGCGCGUACUGUCAGCGAAAUAAAGAACCUGCACAUUUUAUGCUGGAUGUCACCAUACUUUCCAGGCAUGUUUGCGCUAUUUAACAAGUUAAAAGAGCGUGCGGAGAAGUUCCUGAACGAAAAAAACUUUGUGACAGACUGCCUGUCCAAAGUAGAAGAAUGGACGGGAAUAAACAAAAAAUAUCUUGCAAUAGGUGCCACCUCCCUAACUGGGCUGUAUCUCGUGUACGGAUAUGGAGCGGCGCUGAUGUGCAACCUCAUUGGCUUCGUGUAUCCUGCAUAUUACUCCAUUAAAGCCAUAGAGAGCCCAGAAAAGGACGAUGACACCAAAUGGCUAACAUACUGGGUGGUGUAUGGCGUCUUCAGUCUGGGAGAGUUCUUCUCUGACAUCUUCCUGUACUGGUUCCCCUUCUACUAUGUUUGCAAGUGCCUGUUUCUGCUGUGGUGUAUGGCUCCAGUCGCCUGGAACGGUUCUCAGGUGUUGUAUAGGCGUGUGGUGCGUCCUAUCUUCCUCCGUCACGAGGCCACCGUGGACAACAUGGUCAACGACCUGAGCGGCAAGGCCAUGUCCGCCGCCGAGAACGUCACCAGAGAAGUGCUUCACACUCUGGCGAAGAACAAAGUCCACACUAUGGACGCAGUAAGACGGACAAUGGAGGGUACCUCUAAAGGACAAUUACCUGAACCCUCGCCUGAGCCCAGCAUUGACUAACUGGCACACCAGUAGACCGUGAUGAAGAGGAAGAUCAUCUGAAAUCUCAGUGAUUCGCCAGCAGGAAGGAGCAGUGUGUCAUGCAAUCAGAGGGACCUACUCUUCAUGGUUCAUCUGCAUCAUCAUCAAAAGAAACAGCACGACACAAUGGGACCAGACAUGAUCCAUAAUGGACAGAAAUAUGGACUCAUGCCAUUCAAAACACUUGACAGGGGGAUUUCACUGAGUAUUAUGUAGUUUUCUAAUCAGUUGCAUUUCUCCUCCACAUUUGUCUUAGUUUAUUGGUUAACACCAACAGCUGACUAUAAAGCGCAUCACUCAUUCACAACAGUUUGUGAUAAACCUUUUGCCAAUUCAAUUUUGAGAUUUUCGAUUACUUUUUUCCUCCAUUUGUCAAUGUUAACUUAAUUUUAUCUCCUUGCACUGUAAUGAAAAAAAAACGUAGUUGUAACAUGAGCCAAACAUGUAGUUAUUUUUUUUUAUUGGAGUUUCUCAAUUGCUUUGGAAUGUAGCCAUUUAACACUUGAAAGACCAUUUGGUUUCAUUUAAAUAAAAGUGUGAAGUUUACAGCUUU